Messenger RNA from Aureobasidium melanogenum CBS 110374, 2949 nucleotides. RefSeq lists its product as uncharacterized. The record is from RefSeq and is a predicted model, not a curated record. The coding region runs from base 1 to 2949 and encodes 982 amino acids. Lineage: Eukaryota; Fungi; Ascomycota; Dothideomycetes; Dothideales; Saccotheciaceae. The transcript has 2 exons. Gene Ontology annotation, cellular component: plasma membrane; perinuclear endoplasmic reticulum; cytosol. Gene Ontology annotation, molecular function: sterol binding. Gene Ontology annotation, biological process: maintenance of cell polarity; exocytosis; endocytosis.
AUGGAGAAUCUACAGAUCCAUUCGAGGAGCUACAUUGUGCGCUGGGUGCACGUCAAUGAAGGACAUUCGAUUGGAUGGAGUGUGCAGCCGCACAAGAAAAGCAUCAACUUUGGCAUCUUCAAACAUCCUGGAACAAAGAAUGGACUGGCCCCUGGAAUGCCCACCUCGUCUGCCACCCUCGAUCCUCCGCCGAGCGCCCAUAGCAAUGACGAACCCUUGAACGAUGGAAGAAAGAGAAGAGGAUCGGUGGCCAAGCAUGAGGCUAGCACUGUCAUAGAGAAACUGCACAGCAUUGGCUUGCGCUGUGUUGAAUGGGUGGGCAAUUGCGAGGCUGAUAAAGUCAGAGUCGGCACCUACGAUGUUGGCCCUGGACAGGGAGGCAUGUACGGUCUUGUGUUCGACAACACCUUCAGCAAGACUGUCUCCAAGACUGCCACGCUCGUACUCAUGACGCACCCUACCAACGCACCGCCAAAGUCGAGAGCUCAACUCAAGGCUCAACCGAGUUCGUCGAAUCUCAAGACCAGUCCGCGCAUUUCUGCUUCACCGGGAGCUUCUGUCGAGUCGUUGGGGAAAGAGUUGGAAAACACACAAGCUGCAAAGGGUCCAAGGUCUUCGUUCCAUCAGUCGCUUGCGCCGCACGAUAUCCACAGCGGCACCCUGGGCAAGCGUCGCAGAAAGAAGGGUCAGGGCUAUGCUCGUCGUUUCUUCUCUCUCGACUUCACCUCUGGAACCCUGUCCUACUACCGCAACAGUCAUGCUUCUGCUUUGCGUGGCGCUGUGCCUCUGUCGCUAGUCGCAGUCGGUUGUGACUCCAAAACUCGCGAGUUCUCCGUCGAUUCUGGUGCCGAGGUUUGGCAUCUUAGAGCCAGCAAUCAGAAGGACUUUGAGGAGUGGAAAGAAGCUCUUGAACGUGCUUCAGCAACUGCUGUUUCUGGUCCCUCUACUCCGGCUGCCUUUACUCAGAACAGAAGCCCCUUUGCUAGCAACUCGGAAGCUGUCACAUCUGUCGAAUGGGAACGUGCAGAGGAGAUUGUCAGCAGAAUUUCUGGUUCUCGUGAUGCUUUGCGCAGACUUGCUCAGGACACUGAUGUCAAGAUUUCACCUUCCAUUGCGGUCGCUUCACCAAGCGCUUCUUCUGUCGAGUCAACCACAAACCCCUUCUUCGCCGAUGCCGAUACAGCUUCUGCAACCACCUCUUCUGAACGGCUGCCUUUCUGGAAACGCAAGCCUAGUACAGCUAGCAAGGAUGCUCCUGGCUUCAAGCGCAAGACUUCUGGUCAGCAGCUUGAAGUCCCUCAUGGAUCUGCCGCUACUUCCAAUUCGACCUCCCCAGUACCGAGCUACUUGAACAAACAGCCUCAUACCACAUCCAUCACCAUGCAGGAAACUCACGAACGAUGCUUAGCACUUCUUCGCGAUUUGGAUAAUGUGGUGAAUGACUUCUCCGCUCUACUGGCAGAAUCAAAAGCACGUCGCAUGUCCAUCAAUCCGAACCUGCUUGCUCCUGCCGCUUCUCGUCUAUCCAUCGACUCGGUAUCUUCGCAAGAAUUCUUUGAUGCCGAGGACGCUCCAUCCCAACUCUUGUCAAUCAGAAGAUCUAGUGAAGCCACACAUGAAGACUUCCAAGACAUCACUUCUAACGGAGAUGAUUCUGACACCAGCAGCGAUGUGGGAGAUGCUACAGAGAUUGCAAACGACACAACUACUGCAGCCGGCCAGAUGUCUCUCUUCCCUGCUAAACCUGUACCGUUGACUUCGCAACUGCCAAAGGUCUCUUAUCGCACAACUAUAUCGCCACCCAAGCAACCUCCUCCGUCGCUCAUUGGCUUCCUCAGAAAGAAUGCUGGAAAAGACCUGAGUACUGUCAGCAUGCCAGUCACUGCAAACGAGCCACUUUCGGCUUUACAGCGUCUUGCCGAACCUUUCGAAUCUGUUGACCUACUACACAAGGCUUCUUCAUUGUUGUCACCAGACAAAGCUCUAGAUCGACUUGUGUAUGUUGCAGCAUUUGCAAUUUCCAACUUUGCCAGCAAUCGUGUCAAGGAAAGAGCGAUUCGAAAGCCUUUCAAUCCCAUGCUUGGUGAGACUUACGAACUCAUCCGUCCAGAUCUUGGCUUCCGCUUUGUUUCUGAGAAGGUGUGCCAUCGACCAGUGCGUAUGGCCUUCCAAGCCGAUGCUCUGGACUCAGCAUGGUCACUGUCUCAAUCUCAACAACCAACUCAGAAAUUCUGGGGUAAGAGUGCCGAACUCAACACGGAAGGCAAGAUGAGACUGGUUCUUCACAACGUAAAUGGCGAGAAGUAUUCUUGGACAUUGGCAACAUGUUUCCUCCGCAAUGUAAUUGCAGGCGAGAAGUACGUCGAGCCUGUGGAAAGCAUGACUAUUGUCAAUGAGACUACUGGAUCAAAAGCCGUUGCUACUUUCAAAGCUGGAGGCAUCUUCUCUGGUCGCAGUGAAGAAGUGACAACACAGUUCUACGAGGCUUCAUCUGCAUCCCCACUCGGAACCACAUUGGUUGGCAAAUGGACAGAAAGCCUGUCUCGUACCGACACCGGCGAAACAGUAUGGACAGCUGGUCCUCUUGUUCCCAAUGCAGCCAAGGUAUACGGAUACACCUCGUUUGCAGCCUGUCUCAACCAACUCGACGACAACGAAAAGAACGCAAUCGCACCCACAGACUCACGCCUCCGUCCCGAUCAACGCGCCCUCGAAGACGGCAAAACAGACGAAGCCGAAGCCCUCAAAGCACGUCUUGAAGAACGACAAAGAGCACGAAGAAAGGUCUUGGAGACACAUGGUGUGGAAUGGAAACCGAAAUUCUUUGAUCUUGUCAAGGGAGAGGAAGGUGAUGAAGAGGUUUGGAGAUUGGUGGGUGGCAAACACGGGUAUUGGGAACGUAGAGAUAAGGGUGAUUGGAAGGAUGUGGAGACUGUGUUUGAGACUUGA